CGGGUGGGGGAAGGGCAGAUGCGGCGUCUCAAGCGCACCGCCUAGUCUAUGGCAGACUCUAUGGAGGCUCGCUACGGGACGCCGAGGGAAAAACCGCAGAGCCUUUCUCGGGAAUAAAAAAAGAAGAAAACCGUCAUUUUUUAGGCACAGAAUGAUAUAAAUGGGCGGGUUUGGAAAGGGCUGGCAUACGAGAGGAUAGCCGGGGCCGGCGCAGCGAUGUGCGGGGCCGAGAUUGCACUGAGACGACGCAUCGUGUUGCUUUUGUUGCGCCGAUUACGAUUUGAGAAGGUGUCCCCGUUUCAGCCACCCAGCUUGUAAAUUGUUCUAAAAGGAAAAGGACAACAAACGGGGGAAAUGACCAUGGCCGGGACCAAUGCCUUCUUCUCCAACGGACCCGGCGCCUGGAUAGAGAACGACGCCGAGGUUAACAACCUUUACAGGGACCUGGAGCUGGGCACCGUCCUGACUCUCUAUUACUCCAAAAAGUCCCAGCGGCCGGAGAGGAGGACAUUUUCGGUGAAGCUGGAGACCCGGCAAAUCAUCUGGACCCGAGGCACGGAUAAAAUCGAGGGCGAGAUCGACAUCCGGGAGAUCAAGGAGAUCCGGUCCGGCCAUAAGUCCCGAGACUUCGAGCGCUAUGUGGACGACUCGGCGACCCGGCCCGAUCAGGCCCACUGUUUCGUCAUCCUGUAUGGCACAGAGUUCCGUCUUAAAGCGGUCAGCCUCGCCGCUACGUCGGAUGAGGAGAUGUCCAUGUGGGUGAAAGGCCUGAUGUGGCUGGUGGCCGACACGCUGAGUUCUCCCACGCCGCUGCAGAUCGAACGGUGGCUGAGGAAGCAGUUUCACGCAGUCGAUCGGAACAGAGAGGAUAAGAUUUCCUGCAAGGAUCUGAAGAGCAUGCUGGGUCAGGUUAACUACCGGGUCCCCAACAUGAGGUUCCUGCGAGAGAAGUUUCCGGACGUGGAGUUGAGGAAUGGAGACGUGAAUUACAGCCAGUUUGCCCAGCUGUACCGAAGCUUGAUGUUCGAUGCCCAGAAAUCUAUGGAAAUUCCGUUCUUACAGAGGUUUGUCGAGAGGUCGGAUCAGCUGAAGGUCUCGCUCAGCGAUUUCCAGCACUUCCUUUCAGAAUGUCAGAAAGAACAGUGGGCCACAAACAUUACCCAGGUCCAAGAGUUCAUGUCCAGCUACCUGAGAGAACCUCUGAGGGAGAUCGAGCAGCCAUUUUUCUACCAGGAUGAGUUUCUCACCUACCUGUUCUCCAAAGAGAACACCAUCUGGGACUCCAAGCUGGACCAGGUGGUCCCUGAGAACAUGAACAACCCCCUGUCCCACUACUGGAUUUCCUCAUCUCACAACACCUACCUGACGGGUGACCAGUUCUCCAGCGAAUCAUCAUUGGAGGCGUACGCUCGCUGUUUGAGGAUGGGCUGUCGAUGCAUCGAGCUGGACUGCUGGGACGGCCCAGAUGGAAUGCCAGUCAUCUACCACGGGCACACGCUCACCACCAAGAUCAAAUUCUGUGAUGUCUUGAAUACCAUCAAGGAGCAUGCCUUUGUCUCGUCUGACUACCCAAUCAUCCUCUCCAUUGAGGACCACUGCAGUAUCGUUCAGCAGAGGAUCAUGGCUACCUUCUUCAAGAAGAUCUUCGGGGAUAUGCUGCUGACGAAGGCGGUGGAUAUCUCUGCCGACGGCCUCCCGUCGCCCAACCAACUCAAGAGGAAGAUCCUAAUAAAGCACAAGAAGCUGGCAGAGGGCAGCGCCUAUGAGGAAGUGUCGACCUCCACGCCGUAUUCAGAGAACGACAUCAGCAACUCCAUCAAGAAUGGAAUCCUGUACCUGGAGGAUCCCAUUAACCACGAGUGGUACCCUCAUUUCUUCGUCCUUACAAGCAGCAAAAUCUACUACUCGGAGGAGACCUCAAGUACUCAGGGCAAUGAGGAUGAGGAGGAGCACAGAGAGGUGUCCAACGGCAUGGACCAGCACGUGACUGAGAAGUGGUUCCACGGGAAGCUGGGUGCUGGGCGGGAUGGCCGGCAGAUCGCGGAGAGGCUGCUGUCAGAGUACUGCCUGGAGACGGGCGCUCCAGACGGCUCCUUCCUGGUGCGCGAGAGUGAGACCUUCGUUGGAGAUUACACCCUGUCUUUCUGGCGCUCUGGUCGGGUGCAGCACUGCCGCAUCCACUCCCGCCAGGAGGCCGGCAGCCCCAAGUUCUACCUGACGGACAACCUGGUCUUCGACAACCUGUUUGCCCUCAUCACACACUACCAGCAGGUGGCGCUGCGCUGCAACGAGUUUGAGAUGAAGCUGACUGAGCCUGUACCUCAGACCAACGCGCAUGAGAGCAAGGAGUGGUACCACGCGAACUUGUCGAGGGGCCAAGCAGAAAACAUGCUGAUGAGGGUUCCUCGGGAUGGAGCCUUCCUCGUGAGGAAGAGGACAGAGUCCAACUCCUUCGCCAUCUCCUUCAGGGCGGAGGGGAAGAUUAAGCACUGCCGGGUGCAGCAGGAGGGCCAGACAGUGGUGCUGGGCACCUCGGAGUUCGACAGCCUGGUGGAUCUCAUCAGCUACUACGAAAAACACCCCCUCUACCGGAAGAUGAAGCUGCGAUACCCCAUCAAUGAGGAGACCCUGGAGAAGAUUGGCACCGCGGAGCCUGAUUAUGGAUCCCUUUAUGAGGGACGCAACCCUGGGUUCUAUGUGGAAGCCAAUCAAAUGCCAACUUUCAAGUGCACCGUGAAGGCUCUGUAUGAAUACAAGGCCCAGCGGGACGACGAGCUGUCUUUCAGCAAGAACGCCGUCAUCCAGAAUGUGGAGAAACAGGAGGGAGGCUGGUGGAAGGGUGAUUGCGGCGGGAAGAAGCAGUUCUGGUUCCCUGCAAAUUACGUGGAGGAGAUCAGCCCUGCUACAGUAGAGCCGGACCGAUUGGCAGCCACAGAGAACAGCCCUCUGGGGGAUCUGCUGAGGGGUAGUGUGGAUGUGUCGUCCUGUCAGAUCGUUGUGAGACAAGAAGGCAAAGGCAGCAGGCCCCACGUCUUCUCCCUGCUCAUGGGCUCUGGUCAGCGGCCCGGUAACUUCCUGGACAUUGCCGCCAACAGUCAGGAUGAACUCAAGGAGUGGGUCACGAAGAUCCGGGAGGUUGCCAUGACUUCGGAGGCCAAGCUGGAAGAGGGUAAAAUAAUGGAAAGGAGGAAGAGGAUAGCCCUGGAACUGUCUGAGCUUGUUAUCUACUGUCGGCCAGUGCCGUUUGAUGAAGACAAGAUCGGGACGGAACGGGCCUGUUAUCGGGACAUGUCGUCCUUCCCCGAGACCAAAGCAGAGAAAUACGUCAACAGGAUCAAGGGCAAGAAGUUCCUGCAGUACAACCGACUGCAGCUGUCCCGCAUCUACCCCAAGGGCCAACGCCUGGACUCCUCCAACUACGACCCUUUACCCAUGUGGCUGUGUGGCAGCCAGCUGGUGGCGCUGAACUUCCAGACUGCAGACAAACCCAUGCAGAUGAACCAGGCUCUCUUCAUGCUAAAUGGGCGGAGUGGUUACGUGCUACAACCGUCCAUCAUGAGGGAUGACAACUUUGACCCGUUUGACCGGAACUCUCUGCGAGGAGUGGAGCCCAUCACCCUAAAUAUAGAGGUGUUGGGGGCACGGCACCUGCCCAAGCAUGGGCGAGGCAUCGUGUGCCCAUUGAUCGAGAUCGAAGUCUGUGGGGCUGAGUACGACAAUGCCAAGCAGAAGACUGACUCUGAAGCGGAUAACGGCCUCAACCCCACGUGGCCACGGAAACCAUUCCGAUUCACCAUCUGCAACCCCGAGUUUGCAUUCCUGCGAUUCGUGGUGUACGAGAUCGACAUGUUCAAUGACCAAAAUUUCCUCGCCCAGGCUACCUUCCCAGUCAUCGGCCUUAAAAAGGGGUACAGGUCCGUCCCACUGAAGAACAGCUACAGCGAGGACCUGGAACUGGCUUCCCUUCUGGUGCACAUGGACAUCAUCAAAGGCAGACAAGAGAACACUGAGAUGACCGGUGUCCCCCUUGGGGCCACAGCGGCAGUCUCGGGCCACAUGGGCAGGGACAGACUGGCAGAUGUGGCCUCCCUCUCCCCGCUGGCUGCCCCCCCAGGCCAGGCCCUGGCCUACCGGGGGCGCGACGGCUCCUUCGAGGCCCGUUACCAAACACCCCUGGAUGAAUUCCGGGUGUCCCAGGAGCCUCUGUUGGACCACAUUGACGCUCAGAACAGACGACUGAACCGCAGGACCAAAGUUGGUGGAGAGAACAGGGUGUAGGCUGAGAAGCAGUGGACCACUGGAACUUUGGUCGCUGAUGGCGGUGGUCUUGUAGAGAAAUGUUGAUGUUGUGCUGGCUGCCAAUCUUUGAACCAGCCCCCCCCC
Molecule: messenger RNA, 4383 nt
Organism: Paramormyrops kingsleyae
Lineage: Eukaryota; Metazoa; Chordata; Actinopteri; Osteoglossiformes; Mormyridae
Gene: plcg1
Product: phospholipase C, gamma 1
Biological process (GO): positive regulation of epithelial cell migration; phospholipid catabolic process; phosphatidylinositol-mediated signaling
Cellular component (GO): ruffle membrane
Molecular function (GO): phosphatidylinositol-4,5-bisphosphate phospholipase C activity; protein binding; calcium ion binding
Source: RefSeq, a predicted model, not a curated record